AUGUUAGCUGCCGUCAAGAAGAAUGGUCAAGCAUUACAAAACAUCAGCAAUCAUUUGAAAUUCAAUAAAAAAUUUCUAUUGACAGCCAUUCAAAAGAAAGAUAUUGAAAAGAAGGUUGUUUUAAAUUCCUUGCCCAAUUCCAAAUCGGUGAUUGAGCAAAUUCAAAACGCAAUGGCCAUCAACAAGAUGAAAUGGAUGAUUUAUGAACAAGAUUGGUUGAAGGAGCAUGUGGAUCGUGUUCAGGUAUCUGUAAAGGAAGAGGAGGAUUGUCAAGAGGAGAAGGAAUGUCAAGAGGAAGAGGAGUAUUGUCAAGAAGAGCAAGAUCAAGAGUUUUUGGAAAAUCUGUGUGAAAGUGAUUUGGAAGAAGAGGAUCAAGAAUGA
Molecule: messenger RNA, 381 nt
Organism: Naegleria fowleri
Lineage: Eukaryota; Heterolobosea; Eutetramitea; Acrasida; Naegleriidae
Exons: 2
Coding region: 1-381 (126 amino acids)
Source: RefSeq, a predicted model, not a curated record